Hevea brasiliensis (rubber tree) is the source of this 1337-nucleotide messenger RNA. RefSeq names its product ribosome biogenesis regulatory protein homolog. Gene Ontology annotation, molecular function: protein binding. Gene Ontology annotation, biological process: endonucleolytic cleavage in ITS1 to separate SSU-rRNA from 5.8S rRNA and LSU-rRNA from tricistronic rRNA transcript (SSU-rRNA, 5.8S rRNA, LSU-rRNA); ribosomal large subunit export from nucleus; ribosomal large subunit biogenesis. The transcript is spliced from 8 exons. NCBI's taxonomy places the organism in Eukaryota, Viridiplantae, Streptophyta, Magnoliopsida, Malpighiales, Euphorbiaceae. The record is from RefSeq and is a predicted model, not a curated record. Gene Ontology annotation, cellular component: nucleolus; preribosome, large subunit precursor; nucleus. The coding region runs from base 203 to 1222 and encodes 339 amino acids.
CGGACUCCACUUAGGCCCAGAGGCCAAGCUCAACUAGCCUGUCAAGAGGAACACAGAUUCGUGUUUGUUCUUUUGACAUAACGUCAUAAACCUCUGAAUAAACCCUCGCUUCUUCUUCUUCAUCUUUUUUUAAGGUAUUGGGCAGCUGAGCUGGCGGAGAGACCGGUAGAGAGAUAUCUUAACACAGUAGUGGUGAUUUCCUAUGGAGACUGAACAUCAGUACGAGGUCGACCUCGGGCAUCUUAUGGCUUUUGACCAUCAUCACCAUUUCCCCCCUGUCCCUUCUUCCAGGGAGGACAUGGUGGAGGAAUGUGUUAGAAAGGGCACAGAGCUGGUUCAAGCUAUUGCUGUCAGUCUUUUCAAUUUACCUUCAACUGAAGAUAUAGAUGGUCCACUUGUCAAGUUGCCUCCCCCAACGAUGAAAUUGCCCAGAGAGAAGCAUUUGCCAAAGCCAAAACCUCCUACAAAAUGGGAAUUGUUUGCCAAAGCGAAAGGUAUAAAGAAACAGAAGAAAGAUAAGGUGGUUUGGGAUGAACAAACCAGCACUUGGAAACGUCGUUACGGAUAUGAUCGUGUUAAUGACGAUGAAGAUAUUCCCAUCAUUGAGGCCAAGAUGACUGAUGAGCCAGGGGAGGAUCCAUUUUCCAAGAGAAAAGCAGAGAAGAAGAAAAGAGUCAAAAAACAAGAGAAAAAUCAGUUGCAGAACUUGAAACAAGCAGCAAAAGCCGAUGCCUUGCCGAGCCACAUUCAGCUAGCAGCCACAGCUUUGCCCAUAACAGGAACCCAGGCUGCACCAAAAAAGGUUGCAAAAGAUGAACUAGGAAAUGUAGCUGGACUAGCUGCAACUGCAACUGCCAGUGGUGGGAAAUUUGACAAGAAGUUUCCAGGAGAAAAGCCUGUUAAAAAGCAAGGAAAACAUCGCAAGUUUCUACCAGUCGUGGAAAGUUCAGGGAUGGGCAGGCAGGAGAAGGAGCAAACCGACAAAGUUCUAAGCAAAAUAAUCUCACAGAAUUCACACGAGAUACUUAACAUUGAUAAGGCUGUUUCAAAGUAUACUGUGAAGAAAGAGAAGAAUCGAAAGAAUCAGCAGGGGAAGUCUUCUACACCCUCAAGCAAGUUAAAAGCAAAUGGGAAACCUAUGAAAGUAAAGAACAAGCCUAAUAAGAAGUCUGUAAGGGGGAGCAAGGCCGGCUCAUCAAAGAAGGGAGGAAAGGCAAAAUGAAACUAAUAAUUAGCAAAAACCAUUUUGAUGUUUAUUUAGAGUGAAGGAGAACUCUUCAUGAUAAGAUUGUUACUUUUUCCUGGCAGAGUUUAUAAUUUUCUCAAGUGAGUGACUC